CGAGAUUCCGCGUGAGGGGUGGGAGAGGCGUUUCUGGGCGGAGACAGCGCGCUAGUUGUGGCUGGAAGAAGCAGGACGCGUUGGCGGUCUGGCUUUGUGUUCGCGCGAGCAGCAGCAAUAUGAUUCUUUAGGCAUCGGCCGCCUUGCUAGCUUCGGCCGUGGUGCCCCCCCACACCCGCACUUCAUCUUGCCCUUGGCAAAAGGUUUCCUCCGUUCUCACCCUGCUGUGCCUCAUCUGCGGGCAGAUACCUAGAUGACGUGAAGCUGUAGAUCCUGAGGCGCUGAAGGAUACGGCCGUGCUCUGGGGAAACGUCGGCUGCUGUUUCUGGGGCCGCCUGAUCUCCCCACCCCCACCCCCCCCCCGCUGCUCCGCGCGGUCAGCAUCGCAGGUCUCCAGCUGGAUAUCAAACUAUGUGAAGAGACUUAAAAUAAUAUUGUAGACUCCUCAAAUUUUUGAUUGGAAGUAGAGUUGGCGUUGCCUUCUUGAAGGAGAAUGGCUCUUGGAUUAGCAGCCUUUUGCUUAUUGUUGGGGGCCUUAACAGGGUGUUUCUGUGAGCAGUGCAGAGAAGGCGCCAAGUACUCUGAUGCAAUAAUAUCUCCCAAUUUAAAAACAACUAAAAUUAUGCGGGUCCCCCAUGCGGUGUCAAUGUCAGAUUGCAUGGCAGCCUGCUGUGACCUUUCCAACUGCGACCUGUCUUGGAUGUUUGAGCGGCGUUGCUACAUUGUCAAAUGUCAACAUAAAGAAAACUGUGAGCCUAAGAAAAUGGAGAAGGUGAAAUCCUUUUUGACCUUUGUGCAAAGGCCUGCACAGAGACCAACUGCAUUGCUGGGGUAUAGGCAGAUGCCGUCAAAUGUGAUCCGCUCUAUGGCACUGCAAGGUGACCCAUCCGAGGAAGUAAAUAAUCUGAAGGAAUUGUCUUUCCUCAGCGAAGAGCAUAGCCUUGAAGACAUACCAGACUACCCAGAUGAAUACGGGGAUAUGGAGCAGAACCCUUUUCAACUGAGCAUCAAGCAUGAAGAGAAGGAGAAUGUUAAUUAUGCUGACUGGGACUUGGUGGUGACCACUGAAAACCACAUCAACGCUUCGGAACCGAGUAAUGGAGACAAACAAGAAAAACUGGCAGAAAAUGAAGAGAAAGCUCCUUUGAGAAGCGCUACAACUGAAAAUGAAUUUGUAGUGAAUUCUGUCACUGAACAACCCGGAGAGUUGCCAGAGGUUACCUUGGACCCAGUGGAGAAAUCUGAAAGUGAAUUAGAUUUCCAACCAUCUAAAGAAGCCAAUAGCACUUGGGAAGAAGAGGUUCAAACACCUACUUCAGAUAUCGUGGGAUUUCUCUCCCCUGCUACAGCACAAACUCAAACAGGCCUAGGCAAUCUCAUACAAGAUAAAAAUACAGCACUUCCCACCAGUGCUAUCACUACUGAUCAAGUGGCACCAAUCGGCUUCCCACUAGUUCCCACUGCUGCUGCCAAAACAGCUGCAGUAAAAGAACUCUUGGUGUCAACCGGAGAUAACCUACAAGUCACUUUACCAAAAACAGAAGUUGAAUUGCAUGCAUUUGUAGUGGCACCAUCACUUUCAGAGACAGCCUAUAGUUAUGAAUGGAGCUUGAUCAGUCACCCUGAUGACUAUGAUGGUGAAAUUGAGGACAGGCACCAACAAACCCUGACACUUUCUCAACUCCCAGUAGGUGCCUAUGUCUUCAAAGUGACUGUUUCAGCUGAGAAUGCAUUUGGAGAAGGAUUUGUAAAUGUUACUGUCCAGCCAGCAAUCAAAAUAAAUCAGCCGCCCAUUGCUGUUGUGUCUCCCAAAGCCCAGGAGAUUUCUUUCCCUACCACUUCUGCUUUCAUUGAUGGAAAUCAAAGCACAGGUGAUACUAAAAUAGUGAGUUACCACUGGGAGGAAAUUGAAGGUCCCUUGAGAGAAAAGAAGAUAUCAGCUGAUACAGCCAUUUUACAUCUGUCUAACCUCAUUCCUGGCAAUUAUACUUUCAGGCUAACGGUCAUUGACUCCGAGGGAGCCACUAACUCCACGACAGCCUCUUUGCAAGUCAACAAACCUGUGGAUUAUCCACCUGUUGCCAAUGCAGGACCCAAUCAGACAAUCAACUUGCCUCAGAACUCCAUUACAUUGAAGGGAAAUCAGAGCAAUGAUGAUUAUGGGAUUGUAAGUUACGAGUGGUCCCUGAGUCCCAAAAGUAAAAGCAAGGUGGUAGCAAUGCAGGGAGUAAGAAGUCCUUAUCUCCAGUUGACUGCAAUGCAAGGAGGAGUCUACACAUUCCAACUGACUGUGACUGAUUCUGGUGACCAGCAGUCCACAGCUGAAGUCACAGUGACUGUCCAGCCUGAAAACAAUAGCCCUCCAGUAGCUGUGGUUGGCCCAGAUAAGGAGUUGACAUUUCCUGUCCAGAGCACUAUUCUUGAUGGAAGCAAGAGCACUGAUGACUUUGGCAUUGUUUACUACUGCUGGGAGAAUAUCAGUGGGCCAAACUUUUUGCAGAUGGAAAAUGUUGAUAGUGCAGUAGCCACUGUUACAGGUCUACAGCUUGGAACCUAUCAUUUCAGACUGACAGUAAAAGACAGUCAAGGACUAAGCAGCUCUACCACGCUUUCUGUGACUGUUAAGGAGGAGCGCAACCAGCCACCUAAGGCUCAUGCAGGAGACCAACACACUCUUAUUCUUCCCAAUAACUCUGUUGCAUUGGAUGGUUCACAAUCUGCUGAUGACCAAGGAAUUGUGUCCUAUCUCUGGAUUCGGGAUGGCCAGAGCCCAGCGGCUGGAGAUGUGAUACAUGGGUCAGACCAUGAGGCAGUGUUGCAGCUAACCAAUCUUGUGGAAGGAAUCUAUACUUUUCACUUGAAAGUCACCGAUGGCAAGGGAGAGUCAGACAUGGACAGCACUGUUGUGGAAGUACGGCCUGACCCCAAGAAAAAUGGCCUUGUGGAACUGAUCUUGCAAGUAGGAGUUGGACAGUUGACUGAACAACAGAAAGAGACUCUUGUGAGACAGCUAGCAAUGCUGCUGAAUGUCUUAGAUCCAGACAUUAAAGUUCGGAAUAUACACGCUUAUUCUGAUAUCAGCACGGCUGUUGUAUUCUACGUGCAGAAUGGGCAUCCUUACCAGCUGAUAAAGGCUUCAGAUGUUGUGCAGAUGUUGCGUUUUAAACUCUUGAAGGAGAAGCCAGACUUCUUACUUUUUAAAGUACUUCGUGUUGAUACGGCUGCUUGCCUUUUAAAAUGCUCUGGACAUGGACACUGUGAUCCCAUCACAAAGCGUUGCAUUUGCUAUCAACUGUGGAUGGAAAAUUUGAUACAGUGGUACCUAAAUGAUGGCGAGAGUAACUGUGAAUGGAGUAUACUCUAUGUAACGCUCACUGCUUUCAUUUUGAUUGUGCUAAUGGUGGGAUUAGCCUGGCUCUGCAUCUGCUGCUGCAAAAGCAGAAAGAGGACUAAAAUAAGAAAGAAAACAAAAUAUACAAUUUUGGAUAACAUAGAUGAUCAGGAGAGAAUGGAACUCAGGCCCAAAUAUGGUAUAAAACACAGAAGUACAGAACACAACUCCAGCCUGAUGGUUUCAGAGUCUGAGUUUGACAGUGAUCAGGACACCAUCUUCAGCAGAGAGAAGAUUGAAAGAACCCAGGGAACAUCAUGAAUUGUUCUAUUAAAAUGGUGUGUCCUUCAGCUGCAGUUCAAAGGACAGAUAAAUAAAUAUGUAUGUAAUGAAAGGACAUGUUGACUUGACAGAGUAAGGAUAUGCUGAUCCUCCUUUUUUUAUUUUCUUAAAACUAUGCCAGGGACAGCAGGAAUGUUACAUUUCCAGCCUAGAGGGGGAAACAGACACAAUGGAUUUGUGUAUUUGUUGAAGGAUCAAAGAGAAAAUGUCUUUUAACUCACCAUAUGGGAUACAUGCAGUGAUUUUGAAGCCUAAAUUACUGGAUUUGGCAAUCCUGUGAUGUCUCCUGGACACCUACAGGUUGUUGCUGAAGUCCCAGCCAAGACUGUUAUAUUACAUAGGGUUAUAUUUUGAAGCUACCUUAUAAUAUCCUUUUCCAGGCACAGAAAGCUGUGGCUAUGCAUCUAUCUGAAAUUAUUGACAAGUAUGCAAAUUUACCUUAGUCAUUAAAAACAGUGUAUGGCUACAGCUUCUGUUUGCUUCAUACAUCACCCUCAGCUGAACAGAUAAGGAGACAAUGAAGCAAUGUUGGUGAUGCAGUGCUAAACUCUGCUUGGUAUGGCAAUGCAGUUCAAUCACUUUAUAAAGCCCAGGUAUCCUUCAUCCCAGCACUGGCCAAGACCUAGACUAAAUUGGCUUCAGUAUGAUUGCUGUAUCCUCAGCCUUCAGACCUGGCCCUGCUGAAGCUAAGCAAGUCUUGGUCUGGUCAGUGCUGGAUGCCCAAGAACCCAUGUGUGCUGCCUUGCAUUCCAUGGGGAAAGGUGGGAAAUCAAAUGUAUGCAGUCCUAAUAGACCCAACGUAUAGUUUAUGAAAACAUUUGUGACAUUUUCAGGGGCCAUCUCACACAGGGCAUUUUUCCUAAGUGGAGAUAAUUUCAAAGUGAAAAGCUCUCAUUUCCAGAGCUAAAUAAGUAUUUUCCCUUCACGGUGGGUAUCUCUAAGUAGGGAAGUGCUUGAAGCGGUCCGGAGGCCAUUAGAGACCUCUGAACUGGUUCGAACGUGGCCCGGUCCGGUACAGGGGUGGUGGUUCUUUAAGGACGGUGGGGUUGCCCUUACCCCUCCCGCUGCUUUUCCCCAGCCGGUGCUUCGUUUCUCUGAGAUGUUUUUGGGGCAGCAGCAUUCCUCCCUGCCGCCCCUGCCACUGUUGUUUGCCGGAAAUACCAGAAGUACUGGUUGCGCGUGCACUCGCCUCGCACGUUGCAUUUGACAUGCAUAUGCAACGUGCGCCAUUGGUGUGGUGACUGGUACUUCCAGCAAACAAUGGGGGCAGGGAGGAACACGGACACCCCAAAAACAUUUUGGAAAAACAGAGCGCUGGUGGGGGAAAAGCAACAGGAGGGAUAAGUGCAGCCCCCUCUUUAAGGGAGACCCCCACCAGUGCCAGACCGUGCCACCAUGCACAUGCCUAUCUCUUAGAAACACAUUAGGAAUGCAGUGACCCUAAUGUUCUUUCCAAGUACUCCUUACAAGGCUAGUUCUUUGUAAGCUUCCUCUUAAGGCACCCCCAGCUUGUAUACGCUGUGUCUUCUUUGUUUUAAUAAUGUAACUCAAACAUGCUUGCUUACUCCAGAGAGCUAUGGAUCCAUUCAAAGCACAAAAAGAAUUGCCAGCCUCAAUCUCAUUUGCUUUUUGAUAGAGAUUUAAGUCUCUAAUUAACAAAACCCAUCAAAUGUUAAUAUCCAGUCAUUCACGGUGUGGUGGCACACAAUUCCGUGGCCAUUACCUUCACACACUGCACCUUUUACUACAUAAAUGCCUGCAAGGCACUCUUCAUUAUGAGAGGGGAGGGGUGUGCACCUGGAAGGCGGUGCAGUGCUCCUUUGAGCCCAAAGCUGCAUUGUCAUGUGGUCCCUGAUAGUGUUGUGAGUGGGGUUGUGAGUGGGGAUUGGCCUCACAACAUUAUCCCCAAUGCAGGGCUUUUUCUCCACAUGAAUGAACAGCAGCUGUUUGCUUCUGUGGAGGAAAGUAAAGGGGGCUGCCACUGGGGAAAAUGACCAAACUUGCCUUCUGGUGACACUAUCUGUCUAAAAUAAGUAUUUCAGAUACUUCACUGUUAAAAUAUGCAGUGUGCUUGUCAAAGAACUUGAACCUGACUUUCUACUGAACAAUGAUUUGGCAUUUAAUAGCAAGCACAGUAUGUAUAACUCCUUAUUCUGCCUUUUGAAUCCUGAGAGUGAAUCCGAUACAGAACACUUCAGUGGCUAUGACAUGUUCAUAUCACUCUAAAACGGUAAAUGUGCAAGACUAAAAGCCAAAUUAAAAAUGACAGGGGCAAUCAUCUUCAUUUACAUGCAAGAUGGGAGGAGAACUAGGCAAAAAGCAUGUAGGGCAAUGAACUACAGGGAGGGUAGGGGGUUCAGCCUCCCCUCACUUGAGCAAAGUACUGGUAACUGAAUAAUAAGCACAGCUGGCCCACGUUCUUUUUAGUCUGGCCAAACGAUUUAUUCCAGAUGAGGAGCUUGGCUCUCCUUGGUAAGAGGGGAAGUAUGAGAACUAGAUUUAGGGAACGUUUCCUCCCCCCCACCCAUUCCUUUUGCGAUAUAAGCUGCUUUGUGAACUUUUGUUGAAAGAUGUUAUAUAAAUUUGUAUAUUUAUUCAAAGUUUACAUGAAGUAUUGUAUAUACUUUGUUGGCCCCGGCCCCUCAUGGUUGGAGGAGCAAUGUGCUCAAAAAGACUUUUGACUGCAGAUGCUAAAGGACUGGAAGAAUGGUCUAACAUGCAGGGGCUCCCAAGAAUAGGUUAACCUCUUCUGGGGGUUGUAGCAUGUGGCCAGUAAGCAAGAGCAAAAUUAAGAAUUUUCAUAGAACUUGUUUAACAAACAAGAACCAGUUGUCCUUAUGUCUGCACAUAUGUCUAGAUGCAUGCACAUCCACUUUCUUGGUGCUUGUCCUAAAUAAAAAUCUGUAUAAAAUGUUAAAAUGAAAUGCCAAAGAAUGCAUCCAUUGUCUUGAAGAUGUGGGCAAUGAGUUGAACUAAGAUCUUAAAAUAUGUAUCCCUGCUGGUAAAUGUGUGAUAACAAAACUUUUUAAAAAUGUGAUUAUAGUAUACUGGGGCUCUUUCAACUUCAGUGCAGAUUACCACAAAACAAACCAACAAAAAACAGGAAAUCCAUACUAGGAAGGACAUUGUGUUAUAUUCUUAGUUCCAUCUGUUGGCAAUCCAUGAAACUACUUUUUUUCAAGUUAGAAUAAAAAGUGUACAAAGAAGUUGGUCAUUUCACAGAUCAUCAGCAGAUGGCGCUAAGAUUAUUAUACCAUCUUUAUUCCGGUCUUUGACCUGCAUCAGGUAAAAAUAUAAAAGCUAUGAAAUAACAUUGAAAAAAUAAUCAUCUGUCUAGAAGCUGUGGAAACAUGAACUAUAAAGUUAAGUGGUGGUGACAAAGCUAAAAGGUUAGGACAACAGCUAUAAACUAUAAUAAAGGUAAGAUACAUAAAAUUGUGUUUUAAAACACAACUAGCGUAUAAAACUAGUCUAUAAGAGGCUGCAAAAAUAUAUUAUGCAACGCUCUUGGUGUGGCUUUCUCAUUUUAUUUUCUGUGGUAACAUUGGAAUAUAUGAGCAUCUGGAAGUGACUAAAGGUUUAACAUCUGUGUACCUACUUUUCUCAAAAUAUAUAGUUCAGCAGUAGUUUUCUUUGUUUUAGGUCUGCUGAAAACUUGUGACUUAUCUACAAGCUUGCAUAUUCUUUUACAACCAGAAGUUGGGCAAUAAAAUAUGAUUCUCCCA
Hemicordylus capensis (graceful crag lizard) is the source of this 7398-nucleotide messenger RNA. RefSeq names its product KIAA0319 ortholog. The transcript is spliced from 21 exons. NCBI's taxonomy places the organism in Eukaryota, Metazoa, Chordata, Lepidosauria, Squamata, Cordylidae. Bases 494 to 3652 code for a protein of 1052 amino acids. Gene Ontology annotation, cellular component: plasma membrane; cytoplasmic vesicle. The record is from RefSeq and is a predicted model, not a curated record. Gene Ontology annotation, biological process: negative regulation of dendrite development; neuron migration.